AGAGACAGUGUGGUAUACCGCCUUGCUCACUGUCUUGCUACAACACUGAGGAGUAUCGAGGACUGAGAAGUUCACCAUGACACACAUCAACAGUCCCCCGUUACUGAUGCGACAGCUCUGAACUCAUCCGCCUUCACCAUGUCCGAGUAUCCCGAAGGAGACAGUCCUCUUCUUCAGCUGCAGGAAGUGGACUCAGGCCGGGUGGGAGGUCACAUCCUCUCCCCCAUCUUCAACUCAUCCUCUCCAUCUCUGCCAGUGGAGAAUCACCCCAUCUGCAUCCCAUCGCCCUACACAGACCUUGGCCACGACUUCAGCACUCUGCCCUUUUACAGUCCCGCUCUGCUGGGGUACAGCACAUCGCCUUUAUCGGACUGCUCGUCUGUGCGCCAGUCGCUAAGCCCGACUUUAUUUUGGCCACCUCACAGCCAUGUUUCCUCACUCACAUUGCAACAACAGAGUCGACUUCAACAGAACCAUGCUACUAGUGGGACUUGGACCGAACAUACACCACAUGAUCAUGUUGAAGAGGAAAACAGCAAACCACUGGUAAAGCGGGUAGCAGAUACAGAGGAGACGUCUGUGUCUCUGAGAGGUAAAGCUGACAUGCACUACUGUGCCGUCUGCAGUGAUUACGCCUCUGGAUAUCAUUAUGGAGUGUGGUCGUGUGAAGGCUGCAAAGCCUUUUUCAAGAGGAGUAUACAAGGACACAAUGACUACAUCUGUCCUGCCACAAACCAAUGCACUAUCGACAAGAACCGCCGCAAAAGCUGCCAGGCCUGCCGACUCCGAAAGUGCUAUGAAGUUGGAAUGAUGAAAUGUGGGUUGCGGCGAGAUCGUAGCAGCUACCAACAAAGAGGAGCACAGCAGAAACGACUGGUCCGAUUCUCUGGCAGAAUGAGAAUGACUGGUCCGAGGUCUCAAGAGAUAAAGAGUAUCCCGCGUCCUCUCAGUGGGAAUGAGGUGGUGCGCAUAUCACUGAGCCCAGAGGAGCUCAUCUCCCGGAUCAUGGAAGCAGAGCCGCCGGAGAUUUAUCUCAUGAAAGACAUGAAGAAGCCCUUCACUGAGGCAAACGUCAUGAUGUCACUGACCAACCUGGCUGACAAAGAGCUCGUGCACAUGAUCAGCUGGGCCAAGAAGAUCCCAGGUUUUGUGGAGCUCAGUCUUUUCGAUCAGGUGCAUUUGUUGGAGUGCUGCUGGUUAGAGGUGCUUAUGCUGGGAUUGAUGUGGCGCUCCGUUAAUCACCCUGGAAAGCUCAUUUUCUCUCCAGACCUCUGUCUCAGCAGGGAUGAAAGCAGCUGUGUGCAGGGGUUGGUGGAGAUCUUUGAUAUGCUGCUGGCAGCCACGUCCAGAUUCAGAGAGUUGAAGUUACAGAGAGAAGAGUACGUGUGUCUCAAAGCCAUGAUCCUCCUGAACUCCAACAUGUGUCUGGGCUCGUCUGAGGGAGGAGAAGAUCUGCAGAGCCGCUCCAAGCUGCUGUGUCUGCUGGACUCGGUGACUGACGCUCUGGUUUGGGCCAUCUCGAAGACCGGCCUUAGCUUCCAGCAGCGCUCCACCAGACUGGCCCAUCUGCUCAUGCUGCUCUCACACAUACGCCACGUCAGUAACAAAGGCAUGGACCACCUGCACUGCAUGAAGAUGAAGAAGAUGGUUCCUCUGUAUGACCUGCUCCUGGAGAUGCUGGACGCUCACAUCAUGCACAGCUCCCGUUUGUCUCACUCCGGCCCUCGAGCCCCUGCUGCUCACAAAGACAACAAGAGUGUCCAGGAGGCCUUUCCCUGCAGCUCACAGCACGGACCCUAAACACGGCCCUCACAGUCACACGAACACAGUACUUAAGGAUGAUCUGUAGUUUCGGGAGGAUGGACAACCAAAACACCCACAUAAAAGCAAGGAGUAGGAUUUCACAAGACGAAAAGCAUCAUGGAUAUCUUGAAUGUUUUUCCUGUUUUUAAAUGUUGGCAAUUGCUGUGAAAUCUCUUUAUUGUUUCCACACAACUCUGACAACUUUUUUAUGAUUUUAUGUAGCACAACUGCAAAAGAAAAGAAAAAAAGAAAUGAAUACCCACAUUGGAUUUCAAGAGAUUUUUGGAAACUUCAUUACACGGUGAACUAUAAUUUCUGGCAUUAUAUGCAUAAUGGAGGCCAUCUAGUAGGAGAAAACCAAGUAAACCAAUCAUGCCCACCUUCUUUUUUAAAAGAACCAGUUCAAACUCAAUUGAGAGAGUGCAUUGGUGCCAUGACCCGGAUGACAGUAGGUUUUAUUAAAUCUGUCAUCUCUGGCCUUGAGAGACUGUGGCCUUUAGCAUUAGCCUUGUUAGCAGCCUGCCUCUCAAGUACUCACCAGUUCAGAUCCCGCUGUAAGUAGGACGGGGUUAUAAUGUCCAUGAAAGUUUUGGCCUCAUUUUCAUGACAUCCGUGACAACAUGGACAAGAGCAGUGUGCGAUCUCUACUUUUUCUCUUUCUUACAUAAGCUUGCUGCUUUCACAUUUUGUAAAAUGAAACAAAAUAUCGUAAACUCAUUACUUUCGACAAUACUGGCAGUAAAAUCAAAUUUGAUUUAGUCUGUUGUAAAUGGACAGAAUCAUUCCUGAUAGAUGAGACAAAGCAUUGUAUGCUGAGUGAGCAAACCAUAUUCUGGACUAAGGGCAAGCAGUAUUUUAGACUUACAAAACAAAAAACCUGAAUGAUUGAAUGAAUGUCAGCUGGAUGUUUCAUUUACAUCUGUUGUUAUUGAGAAAUGGAACCAUUGCAAAAUGGCCUCGUGCACAUUUUAGUGAUUAAUUCUUUUUUGCAAACAAACAUUUAUGUACAGGAGUGACAGCCGCAUUUUACAGCCAUCGCCGUGACCAUAUCUUGAACAUUGGAGGGUUUGUGUUAGAAAUUAUAAAGUAGGACAUUUCAGGCCUAAUUCUAGUGGAAAGGUAUUUGCAAAAAAAAAUUACAAAAUCAAUUUGUAAACCUAAUAUGUUUCACAUUCAGUUAGAAAAGACUAAUUAGGUAACAUCUCAGCUCACAAUGAUGAAAUCUGAGUUAAAAAGCAUCAUUACUGCUGGCUAUUGAAUAUUUCUACCAUAAAACCAUUCGUAUAACA
Danio rerio (zebrafish) is the source of this 3092-nucleotide messenger RNA. It is a transcript of the gene esr2a, whose product is annotated as estrogen receptor 2a. Gene Ontology annotation, biological process: regulation of DNA-templated transcription; estrogen receptor signaling pathway; DNA-templated transcription. Gene Ontology annotation, cellular component: nucleus. The record is from RefSeq and is marked provisional. Gene Ontology annotation, molecular function: zinc ion binding; steroid binding; DNA binding. NCBI's taxonomy places the organism in Eukaryota, Metazoa, Chordata, Actinopteri, Cypriniformes, Danionidae.